This is a messenger RNA of Manihot esculenta (cassava), 1969 nucleotides long. RefSeq names its product UDP-glucuronate 4-epimerase 2. Lineage: Eukaryota; Viridiplantae; Streptophyta; Magnoliopsida; Malpighiales; Euphorbiaceae. The record is from RefSeq and is a predicted model, not a curated record. The transcript has a single exon. The coding region runs from base 427 to 1665 and encodes 412 amino acids.
GAAUUUCCGACUCGGUCGUUCUGUAUCAGACUAAGAUCAUUUCUCCCUCAAGUCAGUUUCCGCUGAAUCUACACUCCCACCUCUCUCUCUCUCUCUCUCCCACCUCUCUCUCUCUCUCUCUCUUCUCUGCAUCAAUGGUUUUGCAUACCAAAGACUUCAUUUUUAUAUUUCUUUCUUUUUCUCGGCAAUGAGAUAGGAAUCAGAAAAGAGCACAACACCUACUGCAAGCAACCAAAAGAUUAGCCCAAAAAGCAAACAAAAGUACCAAUUUUGCAUUACCCAUUUACCAAUACAUAACAACAAUCUACUCGCUUCCAUCUUCUUCCCCACUAAUCUCAAACACCUACCAGAUCCACUCUCCUCUCCAGCAUUUGCAUCUCUUUUUAGUCACUGCACACUCCAACUUUUUUCUCUACGAAUUCCCAAAUGGACAAACCCUUGUGCAUUAAUCGCUUUCGUUACCAUUUUUCCAUCACCAAACUCGUCUUCUGGACCUGCAUCUUCCUUGGCCUUAUCCUUCUCUUCUUCCUACACUCCCCCCAUUCUUCUUCUUACUCCUCCCAACGUCGGUUUCUCGCCGAUCCCGAUUGGGAGAGCCGGGUGAUCAAAUCGGGAAAGCCCAGGUCUCGAUCAGGCGGCCUCAAAGUUCUUGUCACUGGGGCUGCUGGAUUCGUCGGCACCCACGUCUCUGCAGCAUUGCGCCGCCGUGGGGACGGUGUAGUUGGCCUUGACAACUUUAAUGCCUACUAUGAUCCUUCUUUGAAACAAGCCCGUCGCUCCGUAUUGGAGCGGGCAGAUGUAUUUAUUGUGGAUGGGGAUAUCAACAACCCCACUCUAUUAAAGAAGCUUUUUGAUUUGGUUCAAUUCACUCACGUAAUGCAUCUUGCAGCCCAGGCAGGGGUGCGUUACGCUAUGAAAAACCCCGCAUCAUAUGUUCACAGCAAUAUUGCUGGGUUUGUUAGUCUACUCGAGGCCUGCAAGUCAGCGAAUCCCCAGCCUGCAAUUGUGUGGGCGUCUUCCAGUUCUGUCUAUGGACUCAAUACUAAAGUUCCCUUCUCGGAAAAAGAUCGAACGGAUCAGCCUACAAGUCUAUAUGCUGCUACCAAGAAGGCUGGUGAGGAAAUUGCACAUACCUAUAAUCAUAUCUACGGUUUAUCAAUCACUGGUUUGCGGUUUUUCACUGUUUAUGGUCCUUGGGGGCGACCCGAUAUGGCUUAUUUCUCCUUUACAAAGGAUAUAUUGAAAGGAAAGCCAAUAACGAUUUUUGAGGGGCCUAAUCAUUUCUCUGUGGCAAGGGAUUUUACAUACAUUGAUGAUAUAGUGAAGGGUUGCUUGGGUGCAUUGGAUACUGCAAAAAAGAGUACAGGCAGUGGAGGGGUUAAGAAGGGACCUGCACAAUUGAGAGUGUUUAAUCUUGGAAAUACUUCGCCUGUGCCGGUUAGCAAACUUGUGAGUAUAUUGGAGAAGCUGUUGAAGGUUAAGGCUAAGAAAGUAGUGCUACCAAUGCCUGCAAAUGGCGAUGUGUUGUUUACUCAUGCUAAUAUCAGCUUGGCGCAGAGGGAACUUGGGUACAAGCCAACCACUGAUUUGCAAACGGGGUUGAAGAAAUUCGUGCGGUGGUAUUUGGAUUACUACACACGACCAGGGAAGAAAAGUAAUGUGUAAAUGUUGCUGCUUUUUAUGGAUUUGUGGUAGGAUCAUUUGAAUCUAAAUUGAUUUGAUUCUUAUGAUAAUUCGUCUUCUUGUUCAUUUAGCUAUAUACUGCUGUGAUAAUAGGGUAAUUGCUGAACCACCAUAGAGGAAUUUCGUGGAUGAUAUGAAUGCUUUUAGAGAGUUCUGAAUUGUAAUUUAAGACCAGAAGUUUCUCCCUUCUUUCACUCAUUGCUUCUUAUUAUUUGUUUUUCAUUAGAAUGUGACUGUUACUCUAGGCAUUUUCUAUGAUGAAAUAAAUUAUGAAGAUUGUCAAUCA